CAUGCAGGGAGAUAGAAGCUGACAUCCGGGAGAGUGCCUCGCGUUGUCCUUUCUAAAAUGGCGGACACUGGAAAAAAGGGAAAAAAGAAGAAAGGAAAGACAUUGAAUUUGACCGAGUUCCUCAGUGAUGGAUCAAGUCAACCAGCCUUGCCCACAGCAUCACAAGGUGCUUCACAUGGGAACUCUCCCUUCAGAUCUUCGAGCUGGGCUGAUGAAGCCGAUGGUUCUCUUAACAUGGAUGGAGACAUAAAAUGGCAUGAUGACAGUCGACGCUCAGUCAUGGAUCGUGCAGCCCUCCCUACAGCUCCCAGGUCAUCCCGUCCGACUGAGGUGGAUUUGUCCAAGAUCCCCGAUAACCCUCCAUUCACUGCUUUCCUUGGAAACCUUCCUUAUGAUGUGGAGAGGGAAGAUAUUCUUGAAUUCUUCAGUAGUGUAAAGAUAACUGCAGUGCGAUUGCCCCAAGACAUGGGUGGUGGGCGUGCCAAGGGCUUUGGCUACGCAGAGUUUGAGGAUAAGGCCUCCCUUAUCCAAGCACUGGAUUUGAACAAUGAGAGUCUCCGGGGUCGGAAAGUGAGGGUAGAUAUAGCUGGCCAUCAACAAGGUGGAGGAGGCAGUGACUCAAGGAGUGAUAGGCGCCGUGAAGGCCCAGAUGUAUUUGAUACUGACUGGAGAAGCCGCCCAGAUCCUAAUCCCCCUAGGGAGGAAAAUGGCUACUCCAGAGAGGAUCCUUUUGACAGACCCCGACAAGACCCUCGUGACAGCGGAUUUGGUCGCUCUCAUGAUGGCGGCUUUCAUGAGGAUCGUUACAGAGGUUCCCGUGAGGGUCGUAAUGGAGGUUCACGCGAGGAUAGUUACGGAGGUCCACGCGAGGAUCGUUAUGGAGGUUCACGCGAGGAUCAUUAUGGAGGUUCACGCGAGGAUCGUUAUGCAGGUUAUGGUGGUGACCGAUACCGGGAAGACAGAGGAUUUGGUGGAGGCAGAGAUCGUUACUAUGACAGAAGAUAUGACAAUAAUCGCUACGACUCUCUAAAUGACAGUCGAAGGACUGGAGAUCGUGGUUAUAACGGCUACAGAAGUCCGGACGAUUAUUAUGACCGUCGUGGAAGAGACCGUGGAUAUGAUGGCAGAGAGCGUGAUGCCAGAUAUAGCAGUAGAGGUGACAGCUUCGGCGAUAAAGGUGAAUCCAGUUGGCGUAGCGAUGGAGGAGGUGAAUUUGGUGGGAGGGGCGAUCGCGACCGCAGUGACCGCUAUGAUGAUCAUGGCGCUGACAGAAGGGAUGCACCUAAAGAGAGGCCUAGACUUCAACUGCAACCACGUACCAAACCACCGGAGGAGACUAAAGAGGCACCAGCCGAAUCAAGAAGCUCUGCGAUAUUUGGUGGAGCCAAACCAGUAGACACAACGUCAAAGGAGAGAGAAAUCGAGGAAAAACUUGCCAAAGCAAGACUUGAAGAGGCUAGACAAAAAGAAGAGAGAGAAAGACACAAUGAACGUGACGAAUGGAAGCGGGCUGGUGGUGAGCACAGAGGAAGACGAGACAGCAACAGAUCCAGCGAUGGAGACAAGCAACACCCUCGGCGGGACAGCGAGAAGUCUACAGAAGACAGAGUCAGGAGGAUAAGUGCAGAUGAGGCCAAGCCACCUACAUCUAAGUCAUCGCCUCAAGAAACUCCAGCUCCGGCGGUGAAUGUUUGGGCGAAAAGGAUGGAGGCUCAGAAAGGUGGUUUGCCUGAUGAUGGCAGCGCCACAGCCGAUAAAGCAGACGCCCAACCACUAUCCCCAACUGGGGUCCAAUGCAAGGCAAGGGUUCCAGCCAGAAGCGAGGCUGAAGGACGGGACGGCCCGGGCUCUGCAGGGCGGGGUCGAGGAGGUGCAAGGGGAGGCAGAGGGAGAGGUAGAGGGAGAGGAGAUCAUAUCAACAAAGGUGUUAGACCAAAUGCAAGUAAGGACUCUACUGUUGGAGGUGCCAAGGAGGAGAGGAAAGAGCGCAAAGAGAGAAGACCUGCAGAACCCAAGAAGAUUGGCGAGGACUCUGCCCCGGUGUUCCAUCAACAGAGCAAAUUCUCGUUGCUGUUGGGUGAUGAGGCUGAUGCAGACGAGCAAGAGGAGGAAGAAUCUUAAGAGUAUCCCACUAGCCCAUGAGUAGCUUGCGACCAAUCGCCCUCGUGUGACCAUAUCUGCCAAAAUAUUUACAAUUGCUUUUGUAUGUAUUUCGGUCAACAGCUUUGAAUUAUCAUUGGAGGUUUUUAUUGUCCCGUCGCCAGUAUUUCUGUUUUCCAUUGCUCCACUUACUUACCGGGCUUCAACACAAGGGGAGAGGAGGCCCAAAUCAGUAAACCCAAAUAUCCUCGAAUCACAAACAGGAAGAGUUUGUAGUAUUCAAUAACGUGGAGCGAAUAUCGGUCCUGUGCCGUUUUAAUUAUUUUCAUGAAUUAUUUUAACUGGUUUCGCCUUUACUCGUCCAAUUUUUGAGUCGUUGCUGCGAUAAAACACUAUCGUCCUUUUGUACCACGCUGUGUAUGAAUUAAGAUGCCCCGCGGUCAUUUAUGAACUAUUACGAUGAUACUCUAUUACGGCGAACCGCUUCCGUAAAAAAUGGCUUCCAUCGAGCCAUCUCACUGGUCAAAAAAAUGUUGCCAGAAAGCUGUUGUCAAGAGUUUGCAUUGUACCCAAAGUCACUCGUAGCGCAUGCGCGUACUGAAGCGUUAUCACACCCUGCAAGUUUUGUAAUGUGUCGGGUCUUAAAAUAAACUAGCAAAGAUGUGG
Messenger RNA from Nematostella vectensis (starlet sea anemone), 2766 nucleotides. Its product is annotated as eukaryotic translation initiation factor 4B. The transcript has 10 exons. Gene Ontology annotation, molecular function: RNA binding. NCBI's taxonomy places the organism in Eukaryota, Metazoa, Cnidaria, Anthozoa, Actiniaria, Edwardsiidae. The record is from RefSeq and is a predicted model, not a curated record. The coding region runs from base 58 to 2121 and encodes 687 amino acids.